GAGAGGGAGAAGGAGACCGGUUGCAGGCUGACUUUCAGACAACUGGAAGAGAGGAAGCUAAGAGAGAGCUUUACCGUCGCCAUCUCAAUCAUGAAUUUGGAUGGGGAGUUUUGAAGAGUUUCUGCUGAGAAAGCCCAACGAUUACACUCAGAGAAGGAGGCGUGGUUUUGAACCCGAGGUGGUGCCACACCCAACCCAGCUGAUUCCAGAUGGAAGUGGAUGCGGUUGAGAAGCGCCAUCGAACGCGUUCCAAAGGGGUCCGAGUUCCAGUGGAGACGGCAGCACAGGAAUUAUUCAGCUGUCCUACUCCAGGCUGUGAUGGAAGCGGACACGUCAGCGGCAAAUACGCCAGACACCGAAGUGUCUAUGGUUGCCCCCUGGCCAAAAAGAGGAAGACCCAGGAGAAACAGCCUCUGGAGCCUGCCCCCAAGAGGAGGCCCUUCUUAACCCCUCCCGACCCAGAGGAGGACACUGUUGCCAUCUUCCCCUGCUAUGAACCUGAACCCAUGGAUGAGAGGGAGGAGAAGGAGCAGGGGGAGUUAGAGGGGGAGAUCCAGGAGGAAGGGGAAGAGGAGGAAGGUGAGGGAGAGGAAGAGGGAGAAGAGAUGGAGGAGGAGGAAGGAUUUUCGGAGGAUAACGAGGAGCAAGGUGAUGAGGAAGGUGAAGAGGAGGAAGAUGAGGAAGAGGUGGAGAGGGAGAGAGCGGUAGUAGGCCCAGUAGAGGUAGAACAGGUGGAGGAUGGGAUAGAGGAAGAUGAGGAAGCAGAGGAUGGGGAUGAUGAAGAGCAAGAAGAAGAGGAGGAGCAAGAGGAGGAGGAGGAUGAGGGUGAUGAAGAUGAACCUGAGGAAGAAGAGGAGGAAGAAGUGCACCAUGAGCCAGGGAACCGCUACAAAAAUAGUGGACAAUCAAGGCAUCACUUGAUGGGACAGAAGGACAACAACAACAACAACAACAACAGCGGCCCCGGUCCAAACAUAGGCCCUAACGGGGAAGAGUAUGAAAACUACGAUGAGCUGGUGGCCAAGUCCCUUCUCAACCUGGGGAAGAUAGCAGAGGACGCUGCCUACCAGGCCAUGACCGAGUCAGAGAUGAACAGCAACUCCUCCAACAGUGCCGGCGAGGACGAUGAUGAUGAUGAGGAAGAGGCUAGCGAGCGCGGCGGGAGCAGGAAGGGCGAGUUGAGCGUGGACCUGGACAGUGACGUGGUCAGGGAAACAGUGGAUUCACUCAAGCUGUUGGCGCAGGGCCACGGUGCCAUGCUGCCUGAUGACAGCUGCCUAGAAGGGGUGGAUGACGGCGAGCAUCCCAACGGCCGGUCCCACCAUCAUGGGGUCAGGGGUCAGGCUGAGGAGAGCGAAGAGGAGGUGUGUCUCAACAGCCUGGAAUGUCUGAGGAACCAGUGCUUUGACCUGGCCCGCAAGCUAAACGAGACGUCUCCAUCUGACCGCCCUGGACACCCGGGCCUGCACCACUACCAGGCACAUCAGAACCACCACCCUCACCAGCCCCACCACCACCUACUGCACCAAACAGACCACCAGCACCAUCAGGCUCAGCACCAGCCUCAGGACCACCACCACUUGCCCAGGUACGAGAGCUGCCAGCAGGGCCAGCAGCCAGACGAGCGUGGGUCCCUGGAGCGCAACUACUCAGACAUGGUCAACCUGAUGAAACUGGAGGAGCAGCUGAGCCCGGCCUCAAGGACGGGCUACUCGGCCAGCUGCCACCAGGAGGGGGAUGAGGACACCACAUCGGUGGCCUCGGAUCGCUCGGAAGAGGCCUUCGACAUGACAAAAGGCAACCUGUCCCUGCUGGAGAAGGCCAUUGCUAUGGAGUCGGAGCGAGCCAAGGUCAUGAGGGACCGCAUGGCCUUGGAGGGACAUCAUGCGGUGGUCCGGAGGGACAAUCAUAAUCACCACCAUCGCGGCGAGCACAGCCCCCGACAGAGCAGCGGGGCUGAGGAGCGCAAGUCCAGAAUGCACCACGACGGGUCAAAGAGAGCAUACUACCCUAAAGAUUCCUCAAGGGGGGACAAGAAGGAGAGUAAGUGUCCAACCCCGGGCUGUGAUGGGACAGGCCACGUCACGGGUCUCUACCCCCACCACAGGAGCCUGUCAGGCUGCCCCCACAAGGACAGGGUGCCACCAGAAAUUCUUGCAAUGUAUGAAAAUGUUCUAAAGUGCCCUACUCCUGGCUGCUCGGGGCGUGGCCAUGUCAAUAGCAACAGGAACUCCCACCGCAGUCUCUCGGGGUGCCCCAUCGCCGCUGCAGAGAAGAUGGUUAAAGUCCAGGAGAAGCACAUCCCAUGUGACGGGGGCCCAAAGUCCAGCCAGGCUUCAGAUCGUGUGCUGAGGCCAAUGUGCUUUGUGAAACAGCUGGAGAUCCCACAGUACGGUUACAAAAAUAACGUGUCCACCAGCACGCCGCGCUCCAACCUGGCCAAGGAGCUGGAGAAGUACUCCAAGACCAGCUUCGACUACGGCCAAGGCUACGACAGCCAGCACCACGUCUACAGCAGGGGGAAGACAGGCCUGGCCCCCAAGGCCCACGGACGGGACACGGACUCCUCACCCAAGGGAUAUGAUGCCAAGCACUACUGUAAGAGCCCAGCCAGCAGCACAACUAGCAGCUAUGCUCCCAGCAGCACGACGAGCAGAUAUGCUCCCAGCAGCACGACGAGCAGAUACGCUCCCAGCAGCAGCAGUCUGAGCUGCGGAGGGGGAGGAGGAGGGGGCGGGAGCAGCGCCAGCAGCACCUGCAGUAAGAGCAGCUUUGACUACACACAGGAUACAGAGGCUGCUCACAUGGCCGCCACGGCCAUCCUCAACCUGUCCACGCGCUGCAGGGAGAUGCCCCACGGCCUGGGAGGCAAGCCCCAGGAUCUCCUCUCCCAGAGUCCUGAUGGUGACAUGGAUGACAGCAGUACUCUUGACCUGAGUGUGAGCCGGGGGCAGCCGGGGGGUCCAGAGGGGAGUGGCACGGUGCUGACCCCCCUGCAGCCCAUGUCCACCCAGCGCCAGGCCCUGCUCAACAGCAGCCGCUGCUACCAGAUGAGUGAGGCCGACUGCUGGGACCUGCCCGUGGACUACACCAAGAUCAAGCGCAUCACCGACGACGAUCACAAAGAGUCUUCUUUUCUUUCAUCCCUCCACCAGGAGGACCUGGACCCGUUCCAGGACCUUCUAGACGAGCAUCACUACGGAGGGGACGUGACCCUGCCCAGCCCAAAACACAAGUACGCCCCCUGCAAGGAGGGCAAGGAGGAGCUCAUCACUCUCUCCAGCUACCAGCUAGCUGACAAAAGCAUCUGCAGUAUGAUGAUGACCAAUGCGCAAGACCUCAAGUGUCCCACUCCAGGAUGUGACGGGUCUGGACACAUCACUGGGAACUACGCCUCGCACAGGAGUCUGUCAGGCUGUCCACGGGCCAAGAAGAGCGGGAUCAAGAUACUGCACAGCAAGGAGGACAAGGACGACCAGGAGCCAAUCAGGUGUCCCGUCCCAGGCUGCGACGGACAGGGUCAUGUGACGGGGAAGUACGCGUCCCACCGCAGUGCGUCAGGCUGCCCCCUGGCGGCCAAACGGCAGAAGGACGGCUACGUUAACGGCUCCCAGUUUGCCUGGAAGUCCGGGAAGACAGAUGGCAUGUCGUGCCCAACCCCGGGCUGCGAUGGAUCGGGACAUGUCAGUGGGAGCUUCCUGACACAUCGGAGUCUCUCCGGCUGUCCCCGUGCCACCUCAGCCAUGAAGAAAGCCAGAAUGACAGGAGUUGAAAUGUUGACAAUCAAGCAACGGGCAAGCAAAGGAAUAGAAAAAGAUGAGGAAAUCAAACAGCUGGAUGAAGAAAUCAAAGAUCUAAACGAAUCAAACAAUCAAGUGGAAUCAGACAUGAUUAAACUUAGGACACAAAUCACCACUAUGGAGACUAACCUGAAGUCCAUAGAGGACGAGAACAAAGUGAUUGAGCAGCAGAAUGACUCCCUACUGCACGAACUAGCCAACCUCAGCCACUCUCUCAUCAACAGCUUAGCAAAUAUCCAGCUCCCACAUAUGAAACCGAUGCCACAGAAAGAGGCCCCAGUUAAACAUAGCUGCUGUUUACAGAUGCCCCACAGAGAGCCAAUGAAUGAACAAAACUUUGACACUUAUGUGAGUACUUUGACAGACAUGUACACCCAUCAGGACCAAUACCAGAGUCCAGAGAACAAGGAACUAUUGGAGAACAUCAAACAAGCGGUGCAAGGCAUCCAAGUGUAGUAGCCUAUCUUCUGGCCAAAAGGCCCAGUCUGAGGCCAAAUCAAAUGAUGUUAAAGCAACAAAUAAAAGUCAAAAGAGAAUGGAUUAUGAUUGUUGCUGCUGUAAUUUACCGUAGUAUUUAUUUUAUUCAUUAUGCUGUAAUGCUCUGAGCUCCAUUGUAAUGGGUUUUCUGCCUUGCUUUAAAAAUAGUUCCCAAUGGCAAAAGUUUCAAAGAACAUUCACGUUUUGUACAUUUUCAUAUGACCUAAUAUAAUGUGAUGUACUGUUUAUAGCUGCUAAUGUAUGCACAUUUUAGUGUAUAUGUAUUUAUUAAUUGUAAGCUUGUAUCAUUCAUUAUUUUAACGAUAUUGAUAAAAAGGACAAAACUGAGUGCCACGGGUAGGGAGCCAGAUGAGGGCAAUGUGAGGACCAAUCACAACUGAGUGCCACGGGUGGGGAGCCAGAUGAGGGCAAUGUGAGGACCAAUCAGAACUGAGUGCCACGGGUGGGGAGCCAGAUGAGGGCAAUGUGAGGACCAAUCACAACUGAGUGCCACGGGUAGGGAGCCAGAUGAGGGCAAUGUGAGGACCAAUCAGAACUGAGUGCCACGGGUGGGGAGCCAGAUGAGGGCAAUGUGAGGACCAAUCAGAACUGAGUGCCACGGGUGGGGAGCCAGAUGAGGGCAAUGUGAGGACCAAUCAGAACUGAGUGCCACGGGUGGGGAGCCAGAUGAGGGCAAUGUGAGGACCAAUCACAACUGAGUGCCAUGGGUGGGGAGCCAGAUGAGGGCAAUGUGAGGACCAAUCAGAACUGAGUGCCAUGGGUGGGGAGCCAGAUGAGGACAAUGUGAGGACCAAUCAGAACUGAGUGCCACGGGUGGGGAGCCAGAUGAGGACAAUGUGAGGACCAAUCAUUUUUAGAUAAGCUUUUCUCUAAGUAUGUCAUAGAAAACAAAAAUGACCUUUGGUGUGAAGAUUGUUUAAUGGAUGUAAAUGUAUUGAUUUUUGUUACAAUGUUUGAAAAACUCUUUGUCUUCAGUGGUCUGUGUGAACACUAAUAAUAAUGUCUGUGUUUAAAUCAAGUUUAAGAAGAAACCAUGUAUAAAUAUGACACAUUUUAAACAUCAUGACACGGAAACUGCUAACUGGUCCAACUCCCAUAACCUAGAAUGACUAUACUUCAUUUAGUUGGAAAUAAAACGUCUUAGUAAUCUGUGUUGUUAAAAACACACAGCGAGAUGUCCAACUCCCAUAACCUAGAAUGACUAUACUUCAUUUAGUUGGAAAUAAAAUGUCUUAGUAAUCUGUGUUGUUAAAAACACACAGUUAGAUGUCCAACUCCCAUAACCUAGAACGACUAUACUUCAUUUAGUUGGAAAUAAAACGUUUUAGUAAUCUGUGUUGUUAAAAACACACAGUUAGAUGUCCAACUGCCAUAACCUAGAAUGACUAUACUUCAUUUAGUUGGAAAUAAAAUGUCUUAGUAAUCUGUGUUGUUAAAAACACACAGUUAGAUGUCCAACUCCCAUAACCUAGAAUGACUAUACUUCAUUUAGUUGGAAAUAAAACGUUUUAGUAAUCUGUGUUGUUAAAAACACACAGCGAGAUGUCCAACUCCCACAACCUAGAAUGACUAUACUUCAUUUAGUUAGAAAUAAAAAGUCUUAGUAAUCUGUGUUGUUAAAAACACACAGUUAGAUGUCCAACUCCCAUAACCUAGAAUGACUAUACUUCAUUUAGUUAGAAAUAAAAAGUCUUAGUAAUCUGUGUUGUUAAAAACACAGAGCGAGAUGUCCAACGACCAAUGGCAAUGGAAAAUAUAAAGGAGACAAUCUAGCAUUACUAAUUUAUUUGAAUUCUAUUGAAUACUUAGUAGGACCACUUAUCAGCAAUAUUGGUAUAACAAUGAUUACAUCACUUGUUUAGAUAUGGGAUGCAAUCGAUAUAGAAAAAGUUUGGGUAUAUGCAAUUUCUUAUAAAUGAAAUUAUAGCUGAUAAAACUCUUUUUACUAACAAUGUAAAUGUAUUAAGUUUUGUAUAAAUCUUUUAAUACAAUCAUGUUUUAGAAAUUCAACAUGGGGAGAUCAGUUCCAAAAUGAACGAUGGAUGAGUUAAUGAGUUUGGUUCUUUUCAUGUUACAUUUUGCACAGGGACACCUUUGUUUCCAUGUUUCCAUGUUUUGAUUGAAACUUAAAAAGGUACUUGAAAGCUCAAAUUGAUGGUCAGAGGUUUUGUAGAAAAGUUCUCUUUACAACGGCUGAUUGAUGUGCUCGACUUACAGGGUCAACGUCCUUCAUUAAUCAUAGUAUAUUAUUGCACUUGUUCAGUUGUCUUUGCGAUCAUGCAUCUAUGUGUCUGAGCCACAACACAUUACAUGAGAUAAAGACUGCUCUUUCAUUCAGUCCUAAAAAUGGAUAUAUUGGUAAAAAAAUAUAUGUUAUUGAUAUCCAUUAUAAGAGCAAAGAAUGCUAACCAACAACAGUGAUUUUGGUAAUAGUGGUCCAUGAUUGUUUCUAUGAUUGAUGACAAUUUCAUGAGUAAAUUGCAAUCACUUUCUAGGAGACACCCUUAACAAAUGUAUUCAUAGUACUUAAAGGCCCAUUGCAGUCAAAAACAUGAUUUUUCUGUGUUUCAUAUAUAUUUCCGCACAAUGAGUUUGGAAUAAUACUGUGAAAUUGUGAAAAUUAGGAUAAUGCCCUUUUCGUGUAAGAGCUGUUUUAAAAGACUGCCUGAAAUUUCUGCCUGUUUUGGUGGGAUGGAGUUUUGGCUGUAAAUGAGUUAAAAGACCAAUAAGAAAGCGAGUUCCAAAUCUCUGCCAAUAACAGUUAGGUUUCAGUUUUCCCUUCCCCACUCAGACCACUCCCAGACAGUCCAAGAAAGAUUAUUGCUUGAGAAAUUGCUCUUUGCUGAGAAGCUAUUUUUUUUUUUUUUUACCAUUUUAAUUGAAAACAAUCACAGUAACCUACUUGUUUCCCAGAAAGGAUUUGAUAUUGAGAUAAAAAACAGCUGAACUGGACCUUUAAAAACACCAUUAUAAUGCAAUGUAAGUGUCAAUGUCAGCCCCCUAUAAUGCCGUUAUCUUUUAAACAUCAGCCAACUGCAGUAAUCUACCCUUACAUAGUAUGUACUUAUUACUAAUUCAAUUUCCUCUACAAAUUGGCAUAACCAUGUGACUUGCACUUGCUGAAGAUGACUCUACUAAUGGAUUAUAAAUGUGUUCUUAAUACAGUUUAUCGUGCAUGCACUUCAUGCGAGUAUGAAUAUGGGUAAAUAGAGAGAAUGAUUCACGUAAGACAUAGGUGGAAGUUUGUGUGUGGAGUCAACGAGACAGAGCUCUGUGAGUCAAGUUCACUUCAGACAACCUUUUUUGAUAGUCAACCUGAGGGUGCUAUUGUCAUUGACCUGAUCUCACAGGUGGAAUGUGGACUUCUACUAGACUAGAGGUCCACAUUCCAUAUGACUCCUCAUGUCCGUGUCUAAAGCUUUGUGUCAGCAGCUUAUUGCCAAUAUAGCAAAGCUUUAGACAGAUCGACAGCUUCUACUAUUUUUCUUUAGUCAAUUAUUCUUACUGAUACAAAGGAAAUGGGAAUUUUAAGCACAAAUCUGCUGCUCACCAACAGUCAGUUCAUAUUGUAAUAUCAAAUGUUAAAGUUUAUCUGUAAUUAUUUACAUACAGAACACUAACAUGUCACAUGCUAGAAUGCAGAAUAAUUUUCGUAUGAAUAUUUGGGAAUUCGUGAAUUUAUUAAACUGCUACAAUUAUAAUUUAUUUUGAGUAAUGCUUUGAUGAAAAUGAUUUUAUACUAAAUGUAUUUCCUUCUCUCCUUUCCCCUGUCCCCUCUUGCAAACUUUCCAACUUAAUUUUGGUACCACAUGGCAUGAUUUUUGUUGAUCUAUAAUUUUUGUUGUAUAUGUUUAAAAUCACAAGUUGCUAUGAUAUUUCAUUUGAAAUUGUGACGUUUGUACGAUUUUUAUCAUGCUGGUGUUAACAUCUCUUACUCUGAAUAAAACGUGUGUUGCAACACUAACUUGUA
Messenger RNA from Oncorhynchus masou masou (cherry salmon), 8268 nucleotides. Its product is annotated as myelin transcription factor 1-like protein. Bases 210 to 4256 code for a protein of 1348 amino acids. The transcript is spliced from 23 exons. Lineage: Eukaryota; Metazoa; Chordata; Actinopteri; Salmoniformes; Salmonidae. Gene Ontology annotation, cellular component: nucleus. Gene Ontology annotation, biological process: regulation of transcription by RNA polymerase II. The record is from RefSeq and is a predicted model, not a curated record. Gene Ontology annotation, molecular function: zinc ion binding; DNA-binding transcription factor activity, RNA polymerase II-specific; RNA polymerase II cis-regulatory region sequence-specific DNA binding.